This is a messenger RNA of Engraulis encrasicolus (European anchovy), 1794 nucleotides long. Its product is annotated as zinc finger protein 782-like. The record is from RefSeq and is a predicted model, not a curated record. The transcript has 3 exons. Bases 21 to 1430 code for a protein of 469 amino acids. Gene Ontology annotation, molecular function: DNA-binding transcription factor activity, RNA polymerase II-specific; RNA polymerase II cis-regulatory region sequence-specific DNA binding. Gene Ontology annotation, biological process: regulation of DNA-templated transcription. Lineage: Eukaryota; Metazoa; Chordata; Actinopteri; Clupeiformes; Engraulidae.
AAGAUGAAGAUGAAGAUGAAAUGCUGGACAUGGCUCCAUCCCGCAGCUCUGAGAGAAGUCUCUUCCCUUCUCAUCCGGCCAGAGGUUGGCUGGAGUCACUAGCUGCUUUCCCAUCAUUCAACACUGCAGGCCCAGAGAUGGAGGUGGGGGACAACGGGAGACUGCACAGGUGCCCAGUCUGUGGAAGAGGGUUCUCCAGAAGGUCGAGCAUGAAAAGACACCACGAGGGUGUCCACAUCAGAGCCAAGCCCUCAUCAACCACGAAAAGGCAGCAUCAGGGCAGCCACAAGAGAGACAGUACCAACAACUCAUCUCUUCCUCCUGUAGAUGGCGCUGCUGACACCACCACAGAGCAGACCACCCCCUCCUCAUCUAAAGACAUCAAGACUGAACCUAUGCAGGAGGAAGAUGAAACGUUGGCUUCCGCCCUCGGCUCUGAGACCAGCCACUCCCCUCCAGACCCAGCAAGUGGACCGCAAGAGUCGUCGUCGUCAUCGUCGUCUGCAAUCCCAUCAUGCACUGCAGGGGGCCCGGAUUCAGACGCGGACAACGGGAGGAGGCACAAGUGCCCCAUCUGUGGCAAGGGAUUCUCCAGGGGGUCGACCAUGAGAAGACACAAGGAGGGCGUGCAUAAAGACGGCAAACCUUGGGUGCCGCCCACGCACACGGGGAAAAGGUCCUUUGACUGCGAGCAGUGCGGCAAGAGCUUCCAGCACGCGCAGCAGCUGGUCACCCACGAGCGCGUUCACACCGGAGAGAAGCCGUUUAUCUGUGCCGAAUGCGGAAAGAGUUUCUCCCAGUCAGGGAGCCUCAAAGCGCACCUCCGCACACACACAGGAGAGAGGCCGUUUCCCUGCCCUCAUUGUGAGAAGUGUUUUUCUCACGCGUUCAACCUCACGGCUCACAUGCGCACUCACACUGGGGAAAAGCCGUACCAGUGCGCAGAGUGCGGCAAGCGCUUUUCGCAGCUCGGACCCCUCAGGACGCACCAGCGCUCUCACACAGGAGAGAGGCCGUACGGAUGCCAGGUGUGCGGACGACGCUUCGCAGACCUGGGACACGCCACGCGACACCAGCGCACCCACAGGGGCGCAGCAGGGUUGUUGAGGGUUAGGGAGGAAGAGGAUGGAGGGUUGUCACCGGGGGUUGGAGAGGAAGAUGAUGCAGCAGGGUUGUCACCGUCAAUGGUUGCAGAGGAAGAGGAUGCAUUUGGGUCGCCGAGGGUUGCAGAGGAAGAGGACGGAGGGUUGUCACCAAGUGUUUGGGAGGAAGAGGACGCAGGGUCGGCGAGGGUUGGGGAGGAAGAGGAUGGAGGGUUGUCACCGAGGGUAACGGAGGAAGAGGAUGGAGGGUCACCAUCAGGGUUUGGAGAGGAAGAGGAUGGAGCAGGGUCGCCGAGGGUUACGGAGGAAGAGGAGAGCCCAGAAUGACAUACAAUACUAACACAACAUUUUAGGAAUUACAAACACUUGCCCAGACAAAAACACAUACACAUCCAUGAAAAUAUAAUAAUAAUAAUAAAUGUUAUUUAAUUGAUAACAAUACAAAUAAACAGAAUAAAAGAAGGCGAGGACAGUGUUCCAAUAAAACCAUGAAAUCAUACGUCACAAUAAGACAAUAAAAUUACCCUAAUUCAAUAUCUCAGUAAGACCAAUUUAAUUUUGAUAAAACAAGAUGUAAAUAUAAAAACAUGGGUGUGCAGCAUUGUUUUAAAAGUCGAGAGAGAUUGUUUAGGGCCUGCCACCACACUACAUGCCCAUGGAGCGAAGAUGUGUGAUGGGGGUGUAGAGGAGG